AUUUUCUGAAGAUUCUGAUGAUGAGGCCAGAUUCAGAGCAGAGUACUGUUGAAGGUUUUUGAAGCUUUAAGGACACACUUCCCAAAGAGGUCUUCCAAGAAACUUGCUGGAGCCGUUCUGAAACUGAUGCAGGAAAACAGCUCAGUGACAUCCCGCACUGACUAUUCUACGUACACGUACACGUACACAUACAAGGAAUCAUAUGCAGAUUCUUCAUGGUUGUACUUGGUUCCUCUGUUGCAUUUUCUAAGAGAAGACUCAAAGUCCAUCUUCAAAUAUUCAACGGAACACACUGAUGAUAUGUGGUGGGGUCUAAAAGACAUCACACAUCACAAAGAGAACCUGAAGAUCUGUGACCAUUGGAUCAUACCUGUUGAAGAGGUAUUCCGUGGUUUAUCUCCUUACUUCGAUGCCGACUUCCUCCUCCCACGGACACUCAUGGCUUGUGUAUCUCAGUGGAAUCUGAAAAAGGUUUUAGAUAUACAAGUAAUUCCACCAGAGAUAUGCACAGCAACUCUUUGUUUCUACAGUAAAAGCUCAGGCCAUUAUACAGCUUCUGAAACAAAGAUGUAUCUGGCAGAGUGCAUGUUGAGUGUGGCAAGACAAUUCAAAGCAGUCUCAGAAAGGAGGGACAUAAAAAAUCACAGGGAAACAGAGCUGGAUUGCACAGAGCACAGAUAUAUGUGUAUGAAAAUAGCAGCAGAUCUUCUUGAUGUUUGUUUGGCUGAUACCUAUCAGUCAACCCGACUACUGCUUGCUGCUGUUGAUGUAUUCACAUCAAGUAUCAGUGUGUGUCAAUGUCACAAUGAGAACAGUAACAAUCCCGUGGGUAGAGUGGAAGAAGUCCACAAUCUGGUGAAUUGUUUGCUUGAUGAAAAGAUGAAACAGAUCAUUAGCUGGAUGGAAAAAUACUUUUCCCGGAGGUAUACAUCUGAUAUUGAUUUGAACUACUACAUUUCACUGUGGAAUAACUUGAUCACACUGCAAGUCAGCUCACCAUCACUGUCUCAUGAAUGGAAAACCACACUCCUUGAUGCAUUUGAAAUAGUGUUAUCUAAGAUACGUCCAGAAACUUGUCUGAACCUUCACAGAAGCCAAAUAGACAAGCCAGUUCACAGACUUCUUCAAGAAAGGAUGACUUCAGCUGCAUUCAGAUCAUUUGAUCUUCUGAUGAAGAAAGACGACCAGGUUGCAAGGGAUAGCCAGAUGGAUAAGACAUUCUGCGAAAUGGUGUCUAAACAUCUCCAGAUGUACUGGCCAGAAAACCCAGAUGAGGAGACAUUGAUUCAUCACAUCAUUACUUGGAGACCCUUGAUCAGUUACUUCAGUCGUUUCAUUGGUGAUCCUGAUGCUUACAACUUGUUGAUGGAUGACUGCUCACAGCAUCUGAUGGAAGCUGUCUCUUUGCUGGACAAAAUAGCAGCAUCUUUGUCAAAGGGAGACAUUUCAGUGUGGCUGCUGAAACUGAUUCUUUCCAACAAGAAGAAUUUCAUAGAACUUUGGGCAGCAUCAAGACAAAGAGAUGAAUUACACAUCUGCAUGGAACACAAAGUUAAUGUACGUGAGAAAGAACUCCAAGCAUGCCAGAUCUAUCUGAAAAGAGCUCAUGUCCUCCUCAUCAUGUGUGCUGAUAUCAUUGAAGUGAAUACAGAUGAAUUAUCAAACAGAGUAAGAGAAAUGGAAGAAAGGAUUGACACUGAAGUGUUGUGUGCUCUGUGUCAUCCACUACAAGAAUGUGAAGCUGGGGAAGGCAGCCUAGAUUCCUAUGAACCAAUCAUAUGUAUCUCAGAAAUCCCAGAGAAAAUCAUGGAAAUGGUUCCUCGACUUGAGAAGUUGAAUGAAAGCCUGAUCUUCAGGGAAAUGUGGAGACAUGAAGGAGCAAGCAUUGCCCCUGGAACAAAGUUUGAGGAAGCUGUCUUGAAAGUAUGGCAGAAGUCCAGUCAGAGAUGGCGCAAUCUCUGCAAGAAGAUGCAGGAUGGAACAGAGACAUUCAACAACAUACAGGAACAUGUGAGAAUAUUUCAAGGUGAUGAAAUUAAAAUAACAAAAGAGUUCCAGGUUAUGAGUGAUGGAUCUUCAGACUGGAUUCCUAAGAGAAUUAAGCAACUCCAGAGUUUUGAGAUUCUGCAGGGUUGUCAGAGGGCUGCUGAAAUCAUCAUGAGUAUAAAGGAAAUAUACUCUAUUGAAGGAAACUUUGCCCCAUUUGAAGCUGUGAAACAAAUGGCAAGUGGCAAAGACCACCCAAUAAACACAAUGGAUGACUCUGUGUUAGAGACUUGUUCCAUACUCCAUGACAUGAAUGAUCCCCAAAAGCAAAGGUGUAUUGAAGCCUUCGAGACUAGCAGUCGACUGGUGAAUUGGCUCAGAGCAUCCAUGAAAGAUGGCGUGAAGGAACUGAAGGUGUUUGUGGACCUGGCUUUCAUCUCAGCUGGAGAGGAACCGAUGGAGAUUCAUAAAGUCAACUGUUUCCACUCUGCCACCACUGGAUAUGCCCCACUGAUCUUCAAUACACCACAGAAUGCUGAUUAUGAUACUUUCCUCAAGAAUUGUGAACUGGUCUGGCAGGAACUCAGAUCUGAUGAGGAACUGCCCAAAAAAUUGACUGAAUGCAGUCGAUUUUUGAACUGGCUGAAGGAAGUUAAGAAGUCACAUGGAUCUGUUGAAGUAACCUCCUUGACACAGGCAGGACAGAUAAACAACCGGGGCACGUACAAAAUUGGCAACUUAGAUGACAUACAGAACUGUUCACUUCUGGCCUUGAACAAUGUCAUCAGCCUGCAUGUUACACAAGACAAAGAGCAAAAUCUAUCCCGAAGAUACACCUACAGCCAGUUGGUGGAUCUCCAGAGCAGGCUCAUGCUGGUGGCUGGCCAGGCAGAAAAGGGGAAAGAAGAUAUGGACCACUUCACCAUGGUUUUAGAUGGCAUAGUGCGUCUAGCAAAGACCUAUAUCAGACUGUCCAUAGACGGAUGUGUCUUGUUCAACUGUUGGAAGGGGAAGUUUUUGUGUGGAGAUGAGAGGAAUGUUUGCACCUUUUUGGAAUUUGGUGAAGCGGAAAAUCUUGAAACAUUAAAAGGACAUCGAGGGAAAGAGGAUGUUGAUGUCUUUAUCCAUGCUCUUGCAAAUGAGUUUGAGGACUUCCAUGAUGAAUGGAUGAAGUAUGUCAGUGACAAAAGGGAUGAAUACUUGGAGCUGAACUUUUACACCAUUGAGCAGCUGGUGUUCCUUCAGAGAGAACUCAUCAAACUGGGCACAGGGGAGGAACCUUCUGUUCAUGUGUACUCAAUGUUGUCUCUGAUCAAGCCUGAUUGUACUGAGUCUGAUCUUGGCCUUGCUAUGAAGACUGCUAGAGAAGUUGUAUUUGCCAAGAAAGACAGAAAAGAGACAGAGACUGAAGACAUUGAACCAGAGACACAUCAAGAUGUUGACACUAAACAAGUUUUCAUUGAUGCUAUGAAAAACAGUAACUUCUCAGAAAAACUGGCCAGACAAGCCUUGGAAGAAGUGAACCCUGAAAAUAUUGAUUCGGGUUUAGCUUGGUGUAUGGAACAUGAAGAUGACUUCCCCAAUGAAGAAGAAGGCACAGAAUCUUCGGUUGAUCCAUUGUUCAUGGGCUGGCAGGUGGGAGGAGAGUCAGUGUCAUCCAUUGCAACUUCCUGGGUCAAAAGUAUCUCACAUCAUACCAAGACUAUGACAACUGUGCAGGAUUUGACCUUGAACUUGAGGUCAGUUUGGAAGACGUUCCUGGAAGCUGUAUCAUCCAGUGUAGCAGAUUAUCUCAGUCUGGAACAUCUUGGCAUCAUCCUCAGGCAGCUCGCUCAAGCAGACGAGCGAACAUUUAACAGGACUAUACCACCACCACUAAAACCAGGAAUUUCAAACUUGAUUGUCUGCCCUCAAGCUGACAUGCUGAACACUGUUGUAUAUAUGUACAAACACUCAGAGGACCAGCCACUUCCACAACCAGAUGAGGUCCUUCUGUGCACUCAACAAACUACCUUUGACCAGGUUGACAUCUUCCUUCGACGAGCUUUCUUUAGCAACCCUGGCAAGUUGUAUGCAAUGGCCAAUGCUGAUCUGCUGCAGUAUGAGAUUGAGGAGAGGACAGAAAAGAAGCUCAAGGAGUAUUCAAACAGGGAGAAAGAUUUUGAUUGUCAACUUGUGAUACUGUGUUCCACGGAAAAUGAAUUCAAGGCUAGAAUUGUGGCAGCCCUUGAGAGACAAAGAUGUCCACCUCCUGCACUGCAAAACUUGCAUGAUGUGAAAAAAUAUCUCCUCUUAAAGUUCUCACAAAAAGUGGAAUGUGAUCAAGAUCACAAUCCAGCCUCAAAUUUGGAUUUCAGCAGUUCCACAGUGCGAGUGAUCAAGUCCAAAAGAGCUGGUGUUGGGAAGACCUUAUACAAGAAGCGUCAAGUUGAGGCACUGCAACGUCUGAACCCCAGAGUCCCUGCUACAUCAGUGUCCAUACAUCUGUAUGAGAAAAGUGUGUCCACAACAGCUGUGGCAGAGAAACUGCUGGAUCAUACGCUGCAGCCUGGACAAGUCCAGCCUAGAAUAUUCCACUUGGACAUUUCAUAUGAGGUUCAGGAAGGUGUUGACUAUCUCCUCUUCAACCUGCUGGUUCUGGGCUGCAUCAGCAACAACAUGGGACAUGUCUGGCUGAAGUCUCCCUUGGACCUGUAUCUCGUGGAGACCAUUCCCAUCACAGAUGUCAGGCAGGACAGGAGAGUCAAUUUACGUCUAAUCCACACCUUGCUGGAGGUCCUUCCUGAUGUCUACUGCUGGUCUCCUCAAGACAGUCUGCAGAUACUCAAAACUGGCAUUAAACCAGAAGAGUAUGGUGAGAAAGACAGUCUCUUUGAUAACAUUGAGUUUGAAGGUGAAAUUUACCAGCGACCAUUUCAAUACCUCAAGCGAUGGAACAGCAACAAAGGGCUUACUAACAUCAACCCACGAGUACCUGAAGGAACACAUGAAGAAUGUCUAACAGUUCUCCUGCAACAUUGUGGUGUGAUGGAUCCAUCUUGGUCUGAACUUCACAACUUUGUAUGGUUCCUCAACACCCAGUUGGUCGACUUUGAGAAAUCUAAUUUUUGUUCCAAUGCUGUCCUUGAGGAUUUGCCAGGUUUCCCAGUGUUUGUUCUAAAGUUCCUUAUCCAGAUGUCAAGGGACUUUGCAACGAGAUCUUUGGUGAUGAGUGAGCAGACGCCUCUGGAUCAACUGAAUGUCCAAGAAACCAUAGACCUAGCUCAGUUUCAGAUGAAGAGAAAAUGGGGAAAGCAGGUUCCUCAUCCCUACAUUUUCUUCAACCCUGAUGGCCACACCAUGACCUUCCUUGGCUUCAACAUCGACCGCCAGACAGGGAACAUGGUGGAUCAGCAGACAGGGAGGGUGCUGGAGAGAAACCUAGUGCCCAAACCACUACAGGAAGCACUGAUCAGAAACAGGGUCAACAUGAAUGAAAACUUUGAACAGAUGAAAAGACACGAUCGAUUGGCUAAGCUGUGCAGUGUGAUGCCAGGUGUCGACUUUGUACAUGACCCUGAUGACACAUAUGAACUGACAACAGACAAUGUCAAGAAGAUUCUGGCCAUUUACAUGAGAUUUCGAUGUGGAAUCCCAGUGAUAAUCAUGGGAGAGACAGGAUGUGGGAAAACAAGACUGGUCAAAUUCAUGUGUGAUCUGCAGUGCUUGCCAGGCUCUGACAUGGAAAAUAUGGUCAUUGUGAAGGUUCAUGGAGGCACAACCUCUGAGGACAUCAUCAAGAAGGUCGAGAAUGCAGAACAACUCGCCAUCGCUAACAAGGCUAAGAACCCACACAUGUACACUGUCCUGUUCUUUGAUGAAGCAAACACAACUGAGGCCAUUGGACUCAUCAAGGAAAUAAUGUGUGAUGGCUCUAUGGAUGGACAGCCACUGAAACUGUCAGAAAACCUCAAGAUUGUUGCUGCAUGCAAUCCUUACAGAAAGCAUUCGGAUGAGUAUAUUCAGAGACUUGAAAAAGCAGGACUUGGCUAUCAUGUUGAGGCUGACAAGACAACAGAUAAGCUGGGCCAUGUCCCUAUGAGGAGACUUGUCUACCGGGUGCAGCCCUUGCCACAGAGCAUGCUACCUCUUGUUUGGGACUUUGGCCAACUCAACGUUCAAGUGGAAGAACUCUACAUCAGACAGAUGGUCAACAGAUAUGUUCGAAAUGGCCAGAUACCUGUACUUGGUAGUAUUGUGUCAGUUGUCAGUAAGGUCCUCAUAGCCUCUCAGUCUUUCAUGAGGAUACAACAGGAUGAGUGCAGUUUUGUGAGUCUCCGUGAUGUUGAUCGUACCCUGAGUGUCAUGGCCUGGUUCUAUCAGCAGUCCCAGGAUAAUGGAAUGUUGUUCAAAGCUAUAGACAACCUGUUGUCUCCUGAUCAACAUUUAGAAGAUGGGGAAGAAAGUCAACGCGUCUAUCUUCCGGAUGAUGUGACAAAAUCCCUGAUCCUAGCACUAAGUGUCUGUUACCGAGCGUCGCUUACAAGUCGAGAGGAAUAUGAUCGUCAUAUAUGCAGUCAUUUCCAGAAUCCAUGUGCCAUUCCUGGUGGGUUCGAUCAAAUGGUCCAUGUCAUAAACAGUUGCCAGGAUGUCUUUGUUGACAAAGUCCAGCUUGAUGACAACAUAGCCAAGAACCAGGCCCUCAAAGAGAACCUGUUCAUGAUGGUUGUGUGUAUUGAAUUGAGGAUCCCCCUGUUCCUGGUGGGAAAACCAGGCAGUUCCAAGUCCUUGGCCAAAACCAUUGUUGCAGAUGCCAUGCAGGGCAACUCAGCCAGAUCAGAGCUAUUCAAACAACUGAAACAGGCACAGAUGGUGUCAUUCCAGUGCAGUCCUUUGGCCACUGCUGAAGGUAUUGUCGGUACCUUCCGUCAGUGUGCUCGCUACCAGCAGGACAAGGACCUGGACAGGUUUGCCUCCAUCGUUGUUCUGGAUGAAGUUGGUCUGGCAGAAGACUCACCAAGGAUGCCACUCAAGACACUUCACCCACUUCUGGAAGAUGGUUGUCAGGGAGACGAAAAGCCAGAGCCAUUCAAGAAGGUUGCCUUCAUUGGUAUCUCCAACUGGGCCCUUGACCCUGCCAAGAUGAACCGAGGUAUUCUGGUGCAGAGAGAAGUCCCUGAUGAUGGGGAGCUAGUGAAGAGUGCACAAGGCAUUUGUUCAAGUAGUGAGAGAGUCCUCCGAAGAAUCAAGCCUUUGCUGCCAGAGCUAGCUAAUGCUUACACAACUAUAUUCAGCAGAGCACAGGAUACAAAAAGAGAAUUCUUUGGUCUAAGAGACUUCUACAGCCUUGUAAAGAUGGUUUAUGCCUUUGCUGAUAAACAUGAUCGAGACAUUUGCUGGCAUCAGUUAGAGCAUGCUAUCAAGAGGAACUUUGGUGGCCUUGACAACCUGGACCCAGUUGUUGUGUUCAAGGACAGCAUCACUACAGUUCAAAGGCAUGAAGAGAAACAUGUUGAUGAUCCUGACUCAACCACUAUUCAACUUAUAGAGGCUGGUCUGUCUACUGACAUUGCAAGCAGUGAGAGCCGUUACCUGCUGCUGUUGACAGAGAACUAUGGAGCUCUUAGCAUCUUACAGCAAGAGAUUUUAGCCAGACACAAAGUCAUUGUAAUCUUUGGCUCAAGUUUUCCCAAGGACCAGGAAUAUACUCAGGUGUGUCGGAACAUCAACAGGAUCAAGGUGUGCAUGGAGACUGGCAGCACAGUCAUUCUGUUGAACCUGGAAAAUCUGUAUGAGAGUCUCUAUGAUGCACUGAACCAGUAUUAUGCCCGACUUGGAGGUGAACGUUUUGUUGAUCUUGGGCUUGGCACACACAGAGUAAAGUGCAGAGUUCACCAGAAAUUCAAACUGAUUGUUGUAGCAGAGAAGCAGAAGGUGUAUGAUGAGUUUCCGAUCCCACUGAUCAACCGCCUGGAGAAACACUUCCUUGAUCUUAACAACAUGAUGUCACCCGAGCAGAAGAAACUGGCAGAGGAACUGAACCAGUGGGCUGUGGACUUUGUAACUGCCAGAACAUUCACUUCUGGAAAGCAAAAAAGAGAGAACCUUCCCGAAGAUGCCUUCAUGGGCUACCAUCCAGACACAGCUGCAGCCAUUGUGAUACAAGUUUGGGGCAGGGAUCAUAUUGUGGCCUCGGAUGAGGAUAUUUUCAAGGAAUGUCAAGAGAUACUGUUGUGGUGUGCCACUCCUGCCGCAGUGGAAAGGCUGACAGAUCAGAAACUCCAUCUUGAAGCUGAAAGUAUCCACAGAACUUACUAUCAGUGCCAGCAACAUGAUGACAUCUACCAGUAUCUUAAAAAGAAAAUCUUGGACAUGGGAUGUUUCACUUUGCAAGCUCAGGUGACAACUCACUCCAAGCUGCUGACAGACCAGGAAAAGGAGGACCUGGGCAGACAUCUAAGUCUGACUGCCAACAAUAUCAUCCUGCUCACACUGCAGUCCUUUGACACCGAGCAGCAAUUUGCACAGCAGAUCAAAAACUUUGUUCAGCGAAGUGAAGAGGGUCAGAAACUGCUGCUAGUUCAGUGUGGAUCUGGAGACAGGAACCAGUCUCUCAUCAGGAGUGCCCAGUACUGUGUUCUGGAUGAGCUGCAUGAUGCAAGACAGUUUGCUGUAGUCUUCAUCAUACAACUGCCUAAUAUUGCUGGAGGGUGCUUUUCUGGUUUUCAGGCUGGAAUGUGGCACUCAUUACAUCUUGAUGAACUACGACAAUCCACACAAGACAUGCCUUCAAUGAAUGAAUUACAUAAAUACUCCCCAGCAUCUAUUUUUGAGGGACUGAGUAGCAAUAUGCCACCCACAAGUGUUCAGCCAUUGGAGCAGAGAAUUCCAACCAUUGACCUGCUGUGGGAAGAACCAUUACCAGAUGGAGAAAAUUUGAAUAUGCAAAUAGUCAGACAGGAACACCAAGAAGCAGAGUCAAGGUCAUUGGAGCAGAAACAUAGUUUAUACCUAAGACAAGAGGCUCCAGGGGCUCGUGGAGACUUGUUAGGAUUGAAUUCAUCACACAAUGCCAGUGAUCAGAGACUGGAACAUCUGGGGGAAGACAAUGAAAAACACAGAGGUGAUAUGGUUGAAAUUGAGGACGUUGAGCUAGAAAUAGAUGAAAGGAAACAUUCUAUUGCUCCCUUCUUCCAAAAACUGCUCUUGCCCUGCAUCCAGUCUGCUGCUGCUCUCAUCAGGGAUGAAGAACUGGACACCAAACGCUCGACCAAAAGGAUAGAAAUACUCCUGAAACUAUUGGACAACACAGAUGAUGAAGAUGCCAGACUGUUCAUGACAGGGUUGUCACAACUUAUCAUCUUCCUUCUGAAGGAAAAAGAACAAUUAUACAGCAGGUUUUUGCCCUCAAACUGGCUUGCUAAAGAAGCAGCUCAGCAAGAACAUGUCAGACAAGCAGGAACUUUCAGACGUGCCGCUUCACAGUGCCUGGAGAAUAAGAUCAUACCAAUAUUAGCUGGAGUUGUGGCAUUCCUAGACACCAACAGAAAUCUUGACUUGUGUUUACCAGAAGAAGCACCAUGGAAGAGAAGACUUUGGCUUGCCCUGCUUGACAAUACAAAAGUAUGUUACUACCAGUGUAAAAACAUUAUUGCCCCAGAGAAUCAACACCGCCAGGGUGAAGUUGUGCCACAUCAUUUGGGAGUCAACAAACAGGUUUUUGCUGUGCAUAUGCCAUUUUUCUGGCUUCUCUUUCAAGACAUAAGAAAUGCCAUUGCAGAGGCAGAGAAUACAGAGCGGUCAGUGGAUGAAGAUUCCACUGAGUUAUUGACCUGUGUAAGUGACCUCAUUAGCAGAACUGCAUUUGGGGAAGUGCUUUCAUCAGUUGUUGAUGAAGAGGAGAAAACCUUUGUGUUCAAAGCAUAUCUCAGAGAUUUUCUACAUACGAUGUAUCCUGGGAGUAUGGAUGUGUGUGAGAUAUUAAGUAGUGCCCUCGAGAAUGCAGCAAGGCAGACAGACAGAGACCUGUGCAACCUGGGUGUGAUACAGGCUAUUACCUACAUCCAUGUUAUCCACUCUGCUGCCAAAGAGAGGCUACAGCUCUUCCUGGAAGUGGUCCAGAUCUGGCCGGAAGUUGUGACUGCUGUCGCUGAGUUGAAGGAGAGAGUAGGGGGAAACCCACUGCUCACAGAAAACGAGAUGGUUGGAUUUUGUUGUUGUUUGUGUCAUUUCAGAUGUGGAUGGAUGCGGGUAAUGGUGAUCAAACUGUUCUUGGAGAGUUUCUCAAGCAACAAGAAGGUUCAACUGGAAUCACGAUGCAUGCCGCUGUGGACAAUGCUUACUGAAAAUGCAGACCUUAAGAAAAUGGAUUCACUUAAAAAGAUUGAGCUGUUCCUGAAGAGUGUAAACAAAAAUGUUGUCAAAAAACUCUCUGGAAAAAUAGGUUCUUGCAGUCAUUGUGAAUCUGAGUUUGAAGCCCCACCAGUAGAGCUUCCCUGCAAGGACAAGAUCUGCCUCCGAUGCUUCAAUGAAACCCAAGUUACAAGAGAUCUGAUUUGCCCUAAAUGUCAUACUGCUUUCCCAGAAACUUUCACACCAGGCAGUGGACCUUCACAACAAGUGGAAAUGUUCACAGAGUACCAAGAGUAUCUGAAGUGCUGUAACAGCUUUCUCAUGUCUGUGGUGUCCAAGCUAUGCUUUGGUGGAACUGAACCUCCCGAAAGUGAUGUUAUAGAGAGGAUCUUCAGCUACAUCACUCGCAGAUAUAGUCAGUCUGGAAGAUUGCAUACAAAAGAGAUGUCUGUGUUUGAUGACAUGAUUGAUCCCACACCUGUGGUCAGAUCCUUUCUUCUUAAGCUUCUCAUACACAAAAGUGAGGAAAUGGUACAAAACUAUCUCCAGAACUUCUUUCAUGAUGCCAAAGCCAUAUGCCAACAAGGAAAAGAAGAGAUGCCCCUUGACACAUUAGAUGAGAUUGUUCAGUUCAGCCUGCUUGUUAUACAAUGCUUAGAGGACUUAUACUAUGAACAUGGAUCACAGACUAGGACCUCAUCAGAAGAAAUGCAGGCUGCAGGCCACAAACUGGCAGAUGGGCGACGCUUUAUCUUAUAUCUGGAUUUGGACUUGAGAAAGAUGUACACCAUUGCCAUGUGUAGAUAUGGCCUUUCAGUAACAGCCAAAUACCUGCAUGCUGUGUUUAUUGAUGGGACUGAGAAAAUGUCAGCUGACUAUUUCAGAGAACUCUUGGGUCACACUGAAGGAAUUGUGACAGUUAAGAAUGCUGAAUGGCCAAAGAAGUUUUUGGUGAAGCAGAUAUGUCGCGAAUUUGGGACUGACAGCUAUCAUGCUAUCUGUGAUACUGGCAAGGUGCCAUGGUUGGCACUGGAUGUUACAGAUCAGGUCAGUGAAUGUCCAGACCGAUACAUUGUCUGUCUUGAGUACCAACAAGUAAGAGAAACUUUGGCAAAGACUCUCCUUGGUGAAGACAUCAAGCAUCUGGAACAACUGGUCAAGAAGAAAGAGAUGCUGCUUCUCCUAGCUAUACACAGAGAAGUGACCAUGUCGAAUAUCAAACCUCAGACUGAAAGGGAUCAACAGAUCUUGAAAACAUCUCUGGAAAUGAUUGCACAGUUUGUUCAGAAUACAAAGGAAAUUACGCAAAAAGAACUUGCACUGAAGCUGCUGAAGAAUGAGUUUGGUAGACCUGGCUCCCCCCUGAACAUCACAGAAAGACAGGGAGUGAGAGACCAGAGUCUGGUGUGCCUGCUGCUACACACACAUCUCGUCCUGACACACUUCAACAGCAAGCCAGGCUUCCUGAAACCGCUUUCCGAUCUCAUACUGCAUCCAGAAGACAUGACAGACAUGUUACUACCAACAAUGCCUCAGGAUGAUGUAGAUUCCAUAAGGCAAGUGAUGCUGGAAUCCUUAAGAGAGAAAGGAGAUAUGAGUACUACAGUUGUCUUUUUUCGUUGUCCCGAAGGCCAUCCAUACAUCAUUACCGAGUGUGGUAAACCUGCUACUGAAGGCAUAUGCAAUGCAUGUGGUAAGAAAAUUGGAGGCAGAAGUUAUAAGGCAUUUGAAGGAAAUAAGCAACAUGGAGGAGAGGACCAGACUCAGCCCGGUCAUGUCUUAGGUAGAGCUGCUGACAGAACCGUUACCUAUCCAGGUGAACGACAACUUGGGGGACCUUCGUGUGCAGUCCUGCGUUUCUUCACUCAUGCUGCAUUAUUGUUGGGAACAAGGGCUAACCCAGAGGCUGUUGCAAAUCUUGCCGAACCACCAUUGGAACAGGAUGUCAGUCAGUUCUUCUUGGAACACCUCCAGAAGGACCUUCAGAUCAUCCACAUGGCCACAGGGAAGAGUGUAGAUGAUGUCUUCCUCUUCCUACACUUCAUCUGCCAUCAAAUGACUCAAUUAGAAACACACAGAGAUACAAUGCCACAAGCAUUAAGCAGCAAGAAAGCUAGAGAGGCUUGGGAGGAACAGUUUGCAAAAGUUUUCAUUCUGCCACUUUUACAGAAUCUUGACAGCUGUCUCAUACCGUGCAAUGAGAGGAUGUUGAAGGACAAGAGAAUAGGUCAAGACAAGUUGAUGUCUCUAUUGUAUGAGGUAGACAAAUCCAUUCCUAAAGAAGUUGACUGUCUCCAUGAGUUUCCAGCUGUGUGGAGGUACCGGUCACGUAUCACACUGGAGCAUUUCCUGAGAGAGUUUCAUCUGAAAGUGGAGAACAUCAAGGGCAAGAAAUCCAAGAUGGAAGUUCUCAGCCUUUUCAGACAACAGCAUCCUUACUUGCAGGUGCUACAUCGCAUCCCUAAUAUCCUUCAACUUCAACAAUUCCUGACGGCAAAAUACAGAAGACGUUUGGAUCGAAAAGAAGCCCUGAAAAUUUCAAUUGCUGAAAUUGCUACAGACGGAAACAACUCAGUCGAUGUACUGAAGUAUCUGCCAGAUUUUGUAGCUACUUGGAAUUGUGUAAAGGAAGGACUUCACAGUCAUGGAUGCUGGACGGUCCAUGAUGGUCUGAUACACCUGCCUGAUGCCUACAAGAACAUGAGGAUUGAUGAGAACUCUCCCCUGGCUGUCCUUCUGCCGUCCACCCAGGGGCCUGGCAUCUGCUCCUACAUGAUGCUGGAGUUCCUCUUCAGGAAGCAUAAUGAAUUCAUGGAGAGUUACUGUGAAAAGAUCUGUUCCAGCUAUGAGCGCCUGCCUGAGGUCAGCAUGAGGAAACUUCACAGCAACCACCUGGUCAGCUACCACCCUGACCGUGACCUGCUGCCCCUUGUCCUGGCCAACUGUAACUACUCCUUUGAGCUGGGGAAAGGUACCACCAUUGAGUAUGACUUUGAAGGAUUUGAGUAUCAGCUCAAAGAAGUCAUACUACAGGCCAAGUCCAGAGUGGAGCAGAAGUCGCAUGUCAUACCUAUUGACACAAUGGUGUUUAGAGCUGAUACAACCAAUGCUAUUGUCUUCAAGACACUGAGAGACAAAAUACCACAGGUGUCACUCGCUCCUGCAGUGAGGCUACAAAUUUGUUCUGGAUUGAAAUCCAGCCUGCCAGACAUCUGUGACUCUAUCAACAAUUUGGAUAUCACCACCAGCUUCCUCAAGUCUUUAGGAGGAGAACCAGACAAGUCACUGCAGACUUUCAUGACAGAUGUGCUCAAAAUGAAACAGACAAUAACAAGCCAGAAGGCAAGGCAGUUCUGUAGAUUCAAGCACAUACAAUCACUGUGGUUGCUGCUUAGUUUUGAGAAGUCACGUGUUCUUGCUCAAAAUGCACAGGAUGCAUUUGAUUACUUAGACACUGAACUUAAGAGAGAUCUUCCUGAGGAAGCUAGAGCUGAACUAAAGCGUUUUUGUCAGAAAAAGAGCCCAGAUAGGAUGGAAUGCCUGUUGCAGGCAAUGUUUGACUGCCUGUUGCUCAGAGUAGCUCAACCAGUUGACCCUUAUGAUGAAGAUGCUGUGGACAUGAAAACCAUGAGCCUGCGAGACAUCCUGCAAGGGGACAGAGAUGCUCCACUGUACAGUAAGGAUCCUGAUGAAACACUGACCGAGGAAGAUAUCUUCUCCUUCCCAGCAGUCAUCCUGGGGAAGCACAUCCCCGACACCUGGCUGUCAGUCCUCCGGGAACUUGAAAAACGCAGGAAGGAGUUUCAAUAGUGCCUCAACAUACGUCAAUAGUGGAUUGUCAAACAUGUACUUAUAUGGUGUAAAUAUAAAUGAAUGUGCCAGUCAUCUGGAAAGUCACUCAACAUUGUAAGAGUUUCAACAGCGCCCCAGCAUAGAUCAUACUUUCAUAGUGGAUCAGCAUACUUGUGUUGUUUAGACAAGUGUAAUGUCAUGGACUUAAAUUACUUCUGGACAUAACCACUUUUGGUAUGUUGAUGAUCUUGAUAGUUGAAUUUGCUGAUUUUAUGACUCCUCUCAUGUAUAUUUUCUUUCAUUUCUAUAUAGUGAGGUGGUCGUGAAUGUUUUAUUCUAUUUAUAAUAUGGUAUGUGAGUUAUGACCAAAUUAUUUUGAAGACAUUAAUAUUGCUUUUUGAUGUGAUUGAUAUGAUGCUAUGUAUGUUUUAAUCAUUCUGAUAUAUAUUUUAUAGAGUUACUUGUUAUUUGAAAUAUGUAUAUGAUAAAUUCAAGUGGGAGAGCCAGUAAUUCUGAGGGAACUCGCAACACAGGAAGGAGUUUCAAUAGUGACUCAACAUAUGACAAUAGUGGAUUGAUUUACUUGAGUUGAAGCAGAAUUAACAGAGCUAAUUAUGGUUAUCUACAGACAGAUGUAUACUGUGUGUAAUGGAUUAAGUUUCCUUCUUUUCCACAUUUAGUUGUUUGCUAUGCAGUAUGUUUGCUUUUUUCAGUUUCCACACGAUAUGGUUUAGGUUGUAGCAUUCUGAUGACUUGCACAUAAUGUUGAAAUGUUGUAUUCAAAUUGUGAUGAGUACAUGAAUCGUUAAACAUGGUUUAAGGUACCUUGGUUUAAGGAAACCAUGCGCAAGAUUCAUGUUUUCUACAUUUUUUUUUUAUUUCUCUAAUAUUAUGAUGUGUACACAUCUAGUUUCAUUGUCAUACUUUCUGAUAUAUGAAGGAAUUAUGUGAAAACCAAAACAGAAUUAGAGAAAUACAGUAAUCUUCUUCAAUAGUGUUCUUAUUCUGUACAGUUUGCCUACAGUAGUGAAAUUAUGAUUAAUUAUGGAUAAUUGAAAAAUCAAAUCGUUACAUGGGUUCUCUGUGAUAAAAUAUUAGCCAACAGUGCACACAGAAAAAUAUGGUAUAUGAAAGAACAACCGUCACAUGAUCAUCAUGAUUUGUUGUUUAAAGUAUUUUCCUAUGUUGUACUACAUAUCAAGACUAUUGUGUUGUUUAUGUUAAAUCCAGUUUGACACAUUAUAGGACUGAUAUGAUGAUCAAUUUCUCAAUUCGUAGAGUUUAUUUGUUGUUUGAAACAAUGAAAUGUGUUGCUUGUAUACCAUAUGUACAGACAUACAUACCGGUAGUAUGUUCAAUAUUGUCCAAUAAAGCCAUCACCUCAUAACGACCAGUAACUUGCUUGCAUUCCGGUCAUUCAGUUGUCUGAGACUUCUUUCAAUUAUUUUAGUACCUUACAUCAUCCUGUGACGCUGUUGGACUUAUACUGAAAAUGAGGGUUGUACUUGUUUCUGUAAUAGAAGUCCAGUAAGACUGAUUUUACGUUUGUGUUUAGAUCAUAAUGUAUGAACCCAUCGGUAAUCAUACAAAGAUUAUGUUUAUCACAUGUUCAUGAGAUUGAUGUUCAUAUCUGAUUUAAACAGGUGUUUUAUGUUUGUCAACAUUGCACUGGUUUAGUUGUUUUCCUUUGUGUAAUAACAUUGAAUAAUGUGUGUUAAAUAGAUUUUCAGUACACACAAAAUUUGCAUUUUUUAGUGUAGCGUGUUUGUUUAUGGUUACACUGACAAGAACAGUACAACUACAUAAUCCAAAACAUAGAAUAUUUCUUGAUGAAUGUGGGAUAAGUAUGUUUCUAUUUCCUUAUGUUUUCAUGGCAAGAUGGACUUUCAUGACAACUUUUGACUAUUUUUGGACCAAAAUUGGUUUUGGUACAAUUUCUUUUUGACAAUGAUGUACUGGUUUAGUUUGCAUUUUGGUGACUUGUUGACUUAUGAUAUUUUGGAAUGUUUGUUUUUUAAUGUGUUAUGUUUUCCAUGAUGACGUAAUGGAUUAUACUGGAAGUGAUGGUAGUGCUAGAUUCAGAAGGAGAACUCCCAGGCCAUUGUCUAUUGUUUUAUGAAACUUGCUGUACAGAUCAGUCUGGUGAUGAAAUGUGCCUUUUCAUAAUUAGAGAUAUUUGCAUGAGACUGAAGAGCAAAUUGUUUUCUUCACUGAACUUAAGGAAUCUAAUGGUAAUGAACCAACAGUGGGUUAUUAGUGAACAAACUCCAUAUGUGAAUUGCACUAUGAGGUAUAUAAUUUUUUAUUAUUCUCAAAGAAAAUAUUGGAAUGUCAAUGUGACAGGAACUUUUAAUUGGCUGUUUUAUUUUUUUAUACUGUUCACCACAUAUCCAGUUGAGCUUCAUUGACAUUGCACCAUUUGUGUUGAUUAGCAAUGUAUAGUUAGUAGGCCUUUAGAUGCCAAUAAAUGCUGCUAAUCUCGAUAUCCCUGAAUAACAAUAUAUCAGUUGACAUUUGCUGUGGUGAGGUUUAAUUUUCAGAUUACUCUGUUGGUGAAAAGAAGGGACAAUGGGCUAGUCUCAUGGUUGAAACACUGGCUCAUCAUGCCUAUGAGCCAUUUGAGAUUCCACGUGUGAAGCUGAUUCCUUGUGUCCCUUGCUUUGAUAUUGCUGGAACUGUGCUAAAGCAUCAUAAAAAUCUUCCCAAAUGUUAUUUAUAAAUACGUCUUCAUACGUUAUAUAUUGUUUUGUAAAAUAAUGUUUAUUUAUACUUAUCAAUACUUGUUUGCUGAAAGAUAUCACAUAUGCAUUGUAUCACAUAUGCUCUUUGUAAAUAGGUCUUCAUAAGUUCUACAUCUCAUAUUUUGUUGUAUUUUGAUAAUUUGUUCAUUUUUGUCAAUACCUAUUUGCGGAAAGAUAUCACAUAUGGAAACCAUUAAUAUUUCCAUGGAAUAAUUCCAUCCUCAUUGAAAAAAAGCUGGGGUUAAGUUGUCCAUCUAGCAAAACGAUGACUUUACAUUGUGUGUAGGUCAUAAUGUACAUACCUAUCAGUAAUCAUACAGAGAUUGUGCAUUGAAAUAGAUGUUCAUAUGUGAGUCAAACAGAUUUUCCUUUUGUCGUUAAUGAACUUGUUUGUCUCCUUUGUUUAAUAACGUUGAAUAAUGUGUGUUAAAUUUUCAAUACAUCUGCAUUUUUAGUGUAGCAUGUCUGUAUGUAGUCCAAAGUAAUAGUCCAAAACAUAAAAUAUUUCUUGAUGAAACUUGCUAUACAGAUCAGUCCAGUAGUGAAGUGAUACCUUUUGAUGAUUUGAGAUAUAUAUUUUUCUAUUUCCUUAUGAUUUCAUGGCAUGAUGGACUUUCAUGGCUAUUUUUGUCUAUUUUGGGACCAAAAUUGCUUUUGACACAUGUUUUUUGGUCAAUGAUGCACUGGUUUAGUUUGUCUCCUUUGUGUCAUAACAUGGAAUAAUUUGUGUGAAACAUAUGAAUAAUGUGUAGCAUGUGUGUAUAUGGUUACACAGGAGAGAACAGUACAACUAAAUAGUGCUCAAUUACAUUAGUUGUACAGGUAAACAGAAGUAUCUUGAGCACUUAUGGUAUGGAUUUGGAAGGGAAUCCAUACACCCCCAUAUACGCACUGCUUGUUGAAAGGUAUAGCCACAAUACAUGGUUUUCAGUAGACAUUUUCAGACAUGUUUGGUGCCAUUAAACAUACCUUUAAAUAUACUUUUUGUGAAUUAAUAAUAUUGUGAUUAGUUGUGUUUGAUUUUCUUGAAAAGAGAAAAGAUUUGAAUAUUGAUUGCAUAUAAUUCAGAAUAAUUCAAAUCUUGUUUUACAUGCUAUGUGUGGUAAAAUGUACAUAGAACUCAUAUAUAUACAUAACAUUUGAAAUUAUACAUUUAUCAAAAUAAUAUGUUUAUAAUCUUUACCAUGUAAACUAUAUUUGUACUUGUAAUGGUAUACAACCCUUUAAACAGUUUAGUAAUGACUAAUUCAUGUUUAUGAUUAAUAAAUUCAUUAAUACAUAUUCUAAGGUAUUUUCUAUAUACAGAAAUCAGUUUCUGUUUGAAUGUAGCUACUGACAAGUUAGCUCUUUCUGUUGUUUGUAGAUUUCAUGGAGUAGAAAAGGAAACGAUAACAAAGAUCUCUUCAUAUCAUCAGGAUUGUAUGGUUUCUCUCGAAUCUUAUUGAAACAUGAAUGCAAGCAAGUUACUUCAGAAAGAUAUUUCACAUGACUGAAAUAAAAUAUAUCAAUUUUCUGUUUUCAUGAAUAAAUUAGUCUGAUUGAAAGCUGUAACGAUAUUCUUGACUGUUUUUUCUAAUAAUUCCAGUUUUAGUGACUCCAACAUUUUUGUGCUCUUGUAAUACACUGUAACUAUUUCUGUGUGCUUUUCAAACAAUAAUUUUUUACUGCUGAUUAAAGAUUCAAGACUUUCA
Haliotis rubra (blacklip abalone) is the source of this 18541-nucleotide messenger RNA. Its product is annotated as E3 ubiquitin-protein ligase RNF213-like. NCBI's taxonomy places the organism in Eukaryota, Metazoa, Mollusca, Gastropoda, Lepetellida, Haliotidae. Gene Ontology annotation, molecular function: ATP hydrolysis activity; ubiquitin-protein transferase activity. The record is from RefSeq and is a predicted model, not a curated record. The transcript has 84 exons. Bases 127 to 14127 code for a protein of 4666 amino acids.